CAGGACGGGGCAGCCAUGGGCGAGGCGGCGGCGGGCAGCGCCGUGCCCCCGCUGCCGGCCGAGGCGGCGGGCGGGCAGGUGAACGCGCUGACCGUGCUGGCCCUGCUGGAGAAGCUGGUGUCCAUGCUGGAGGCGGUGGAGGGCCACCAGCGGCAGAUGGAGCAGAGGCAGCGCGGCUUGGAAGGGGCGGUGCGGGGCAUCCAGGAGGACCUGGUGAAGCUGUGCCGCAGCCACGGCGCCACGGGCGAGGCGGUGGAGAAGCUGCUGGAGAAGUCGCGCAAGGUGUGCGCGCACACCCGCGCCGUGCGGGAGCGCCUGGACCGCCAGUGCGACCAGGUGCGGCGGCUGGAGCAGCACCACGCCCAGCUGCUGCGCCGCGACCGCUUCAAGGUGCUCAUCUUCCAGGAGGAAAAUGAGAUCCCUGCCAGUGUUUUUGCAAAAGAGCCCGUUCCUAGCAUUACAGAAGGAAAAGAGGAGCCUGUGGAUGAGAACAAAACACUGGAAGAAACCUUGCACACAGUGGAGCUGGGUUCAGAUGAUGAUAUGUUUCAUGAUGGAGACGACUUGGAUGACAGUGCAGAGGAGAAAACAGAAGAAUCAAGAGCUGAGAAACUUAAAAGAUCCAGCCUCAAGAAGGUGGACAGCCUCAAGAAAGCGUUUUCACGCCAGAACAUCGAGAAGAAGAUGAACAAGAUCGUGUCACCCGAACGGAGAGAAAAGAUCAAGAAAUCUCUCACGGUGCACCACCAGAAAUCCUCCUCUUCCAAGGGCUCGGGUUUCAAAGUGUCUCCCCUCACCUUCAGCUCCAAGAAGGGCCGUGAGGGAGAGAGCCCUGCGGAAGCCGAGGACAGGCCGUCGGAAACGGCGAGCGCCGAGCAGGCUGAGAACGAGGACGAGGCGUCCUUCGCCGACACGCACUCGGAUACGGCACCCAGCACCUCCCUGGCCGAGGAGGGCAAGGCAGCCGUGGAUUCCCUGCAGAAGGAGCCCAGAGCAGAGGGCAGGGCCGUGCUGAACAACAUCGAGCUGUCCAUCGUGGAAGAUGACGAAGAGUACGGGGUGCCUCUGGAAGUUUCUAGCCAGAAACUGUUCGAUGAGAGGAGCAACCCAGUUGGCGGGGAGAUGGAACAAUGCGAUGAGGAAACCACCCCAGCAGCCAUCCUGCAGGUGAACCAAACAGCGUGAGCAGCCGGAGCCCCCCUUCGCCUGCCGGGCACACACGGAUCUCCUGAGCAAGGAACUGUUCCAGCUGCACGGGCAGGAGAAGCGGCUCUUCCAUCCUUUUCUCUGCAGUGAUAAUUUCUUGCGUCGCGGUGGAACGCGGAGUGGCCAAGGUCAAUGACUGAAGCUGCGACGUGCUCUGCUCUAGGCCGAGCCACUGGUGUUGAUGAGUUCAGAGAUGCUGCCAGCUGCUGUCAGGGACUAGCAGGAAGAGAGGAUGUCUGGCUAUAGAGUUAGGGCAGAGGAACGCAUGGAGGCUAGUCAACACCCCAGCAUUUCUGUUCUCUCUUCUUCCCCCAGUACUUCCCAGCACUGUGAGUAGUCUUGUAUGUCAUGUAGGAAUCCCAAUGAGAACACUUGAUUUCAUUGCCCUGUCGUGCUCUGUGAAUACUAACAGCCUCAGUGAUUGUGCACACACGUGUAGUUUGUGUGGGACUUUGUUCCACAGCACCAUAGGACUAAAAGACAGACAGGAAUUCUUAGAGGGCAAAGCUGAAAAUCCAGUUCCAUCCAUUUCAGUGGGGGAAAGAUUUUUGCCAGUAGUCACUCACUCGUCAUUUAGAAGAAAUCACCAUGUUUAGAUGGAGGGGGGGGGGAAAAGUAUUUUUCAAUCUAACAGAUUUAUGGAAAUAUGAUAAUGACAAGCAUGAAUGUGUGAUUGGUUACUGCACCUUUGAGGGUUCAGAAAUUUAAAAGAAAAAAAUAGGUGUUUGACAGGAGCAUGAAGGUAGCAUGAAGAAAAUAUGAAAUGCUAUGAAAUGCAAAAAAAGCAAAAAUAACCCCCACAGUAUUCAAUCUAUACUCCCAGCUUAAAGUAUAUAUACUCAGAUAACACUAAUUAAUUUGCAGUCUUUAUAGCAAUAUACUAUCAAACUUUGCACUUGCACAACUUUGUAUCUCAGAGUAUUUUGAAAAUAGCAUAAUUUAUCUUUUUACAGAUUAUUUCAUAUAUAGAGCUAUAUCUACACAGGAGAGUUAGAUAAUUACAGGGAUGUAAGGACAAUUUCUACAAAAAGGUGAAAUACUCUUUCAGGCAAAGGGAACAAUGUGUUAUGGAUUGAACUUCAUGGCAGGGAUGAGUUUAUGGAAGCAUGAGCCUGCAAAGCCAUAGGAUUUGGUUCUCUGCUAGUAACUUUGAUCAAAGUCACCCACCUCCUCUCAAAAUUACUAGUCUGUAAUUUUUCAAAACUGAUUGAAAAUGAGAGGUUACAAGGUAGUUUGUUCACUAUGAAUGUUCAUUCCUGUCACUUAAAGGUAAGGGGCAAGGGAGGAAAGGGAAGCACAAUACCCACAACAGUUCCCUUACAUCCUUGGUUGUUUAUGCAGUGGGUUAUUUUUAUUUUUUUAUAUACAUAAAAAUUCUACUGAUACUUAACGUUGCACUAAAAGGUUGCUUCCUUUUGUGUUUUAGAAUCACAAAUUACAGGGGAAAUAAAAGCUACAGCAGAAGUACCAUUAUGAAAUAAUUAACAGGUAUUACUCCACAGGGAUAAUACCUGUAACCAGUAAAUCACACUGGAAGUUAGUUAGUCAGACCUUAGUGUAGGCAAGUACUAUUAAGAGUUAAGCUCUUAAGUGCAAGGUAUCAUGUAGAAGAUACUGUUUCUAAGGAAAAUCAUGGCAUAACUCGUGCAGCUAUAUUUUUAUUUUGUAUUAACUACAAUGGAUUUCAAUAAUUUUUACUUGUAACUAACUAUGAAUAUGACAAAUAAAAGCAUAAUAUAAAACACA
Catharus ustulatus (Swainson's thrush) is the source of this 2952-nucleotide messenger RNA. RefSeq names its product caveolae associated protein 2 (gene CAVIN2). The transcript is spliced from 2 exons. Gene Ontology annotation, cellular component: caveola; cytoplasm. Bases 16 to 1185 code for a protein of 389 amino acids. The record is from RefSeq and is a predicted model, not a curated record. Gene Ontology annotation, molecular function: protein kinase C binding. NCBI's taxonomy places the organism in Eukaryota, Metazoa, Chordata, Aves, Passeriformes, Turdidae.